Messenger RNA from Musa acuminata subsp. malaccensis (wild Malaysian banana), 1564 nucleotides. Its product is annotated as phosphoenolpyruvate/phosphate translocator 2, chloroplastic. The record is from RefSeq and is a predicted model, not a curated record. Gene Ontology annotation, cellular component: membrane; Golgi apparatus. NCBI's taxonomy places the organism in Eukaryota, Viridiplantae, Streptophyta, Magnoliopsida, Zingiberales, Musaceae. Gene Ontology annotation, molecular function: antiporter activity. Gene Ontology annotation, biological process: transmembrane transport.
CCGGCCUCUUCAUUGCACAUCGCCACCCACCACGCACUCUGCUCCUCGACCUCUCCGCCGCCACCUCAUCCCGCGGCCCUCCGCAUUUCGCAAGCGGUCAACUGGACAAGAAGAAGAAGAAGAAGAAGGGAUGCAGAGCGCCGCACUCUCUCCCUCCUACACGCCACUCCUCCGAAACUCCAAGAAUCCCCCCACCCCGAGGCGAAACCUCCUACUCCUUCCCCGCAUCACCUGCAGAUCCCGCCUUCAACCACUCGCUGCCGCCGCCUCCUCACCCCAAGGCCUCCCCGGCGCACUCCGCCCCUUGGUAUCCCUCCCAUCCCUCUCGGAUCGAAGGCCCGAUGAUCGGUUUGCGGCCCGCGCGGCCUCCGUCCCUGAUAGCGCCUCCGCCGGCGAUGGCGCCACUGCUAGCGGCGGGAUCCUGCAGACGGUGCAGCUAGGGUCGCUCUUCGGCCUCUGGUAUCUCUUCAACAUCUACUUCAACAUAUACAAUAAGCAGGUUCUGAAGGUUUUCCAAUUUCCACUUACCAUCACAACAGUUCAAUUUGCCGUUGGAACGUGUCUUGUCCUAUUCAUGUGGACCACUAAUCUAUACAAGCGACCUAAGAUUUCUGCUUCACAGCUUGCUGCCAUCUUACCGUUGGCUGCAGUCCAUACAAUGGGUAACCUCUUUACAAAUAUGAGUCUGGGAAAGGUUGCUGUUUCAUUCACGCACACAAUCAAAGCUAUGGAGCCCUUUUUCUCUGUCCUUCUUUCUGCCUUAUUUUUAGGGGAGAUGCCUACUAUAUGGGUUCUAGCAUCCCUUGUGCCAAUUGUUGGUGGUGUGGCAUUGGCCUCUCUCACCGAAGCUUCUUUUAAUUGGGCUGGAUUUUGGAGUGCAAUGGCUUCGAAUGUGACCUUCCAAUCCCGCAAUGUGCUUAGCAAGAAAGUCAUGGUUAAGAAAGAGGAAUCGUUGGACAACAUAAAUCUCUUCUCCAUGAUAACUAUUAUGUCAUUUUUCCUCCUAGCUCCUGCAACAUUGUUUGUGGAGGGCAUCAAGUUUACCCCUUCAUAUCUGCAGUCCACUGGUUUGAAUCUUAAAGAGAUAUACAUGAGAUGUUGUCUCGCAGCACUGUGCUUUCACGCUUAUCAGCAGGUUUCAUACAUGAUACUGGCAAGGGUAUCACCUGUUAGCCACUCCGUCGGCAACUGUGUGAAGCGGGUCGUGGUCAUUGUGACUUCAGUCCUCUUUUUCAGGACACCAGUUUCCCCCAUCAAUUCACUCGGUACCGGCAUCGCACUUGCUGGAGUUUUUCUCUACUCGAGGGUAAAGAAAAUCAAGCCCAAGACUGCAUGAUUAGCUGCUUUUCUCAUUCCCUCUGUUACUAGGGAUUAGGCAAUUUAUGUUUAUCCUGCUUUGUUCUCCACGGCGUUCUUCUGGGUAUGGAAUUUGAGAACACUCUUGUUUGCUUGCGAAAUAUCUGGUGUUUUUCUUUCUAUAAGUUCUAAAUCGUGACAUGUUCUGCUGCAAUAUGAAGUAGGUGCUGUUUUUCCAACUUCUGUUUCUAGGGUUUGUAUCUUUGGA